Stylophora pistillata is the source of this 2131-nucleotide messenger RNA. RefSeq names its product alanine--glyoxylate aminotransferase. NCBI's taxonomy places the organism in Eukaryota, Metazoa, Cnidaria, Anthozoa, Scleractinia, Pocilloporidae. The record is from RefSeq and is a predicted model, not a curated record. Gene Ontology annotation, molecular function: L-alanine:glyoxylate transaminase activity; L-serine:pyruvate transaminase activity. Gene Ontology annotation, cellular component: peroxisome.
ACAAGCUUUCUUUGGUGGGGAAAUGAAAAUAUUUGUAUCUUACGUGACGAGCUGAAGAUCAUAAGAAAACUAAAACUCGCUCGUCUGGUUUUCUGUGAUGCAAACUGGCCUUUCUCGCCCUUUUGAUCACGUGUCACUCUGUUUAUAAACAAUCCAACCGGUAUUUACUACUACAAUUUGCAUUAGUACACGUACUACAGAGCGGCUCCAUAUUUUCAAGAAAAAAAAUAUGAACGCGGCAAAAUUUUCUCGUCUUAUCGGAGUGGCCGUUCGCGGACCUCUCCGCGUUGAAGUGAGAGCAGCCUCAACAUUAACCGCCAAGUUGGCCGAACCGAGGCUUAACAUCCCGCCUCCAGAACAACUUUUUGUCCCUCUGUCAGUUCCCACGAAACUUCUUUUCGGGCCGGGCCCAUCGAAUCCAUCCAUGAGAAUUUAUAAUGCCUCUGCCAUGUCACUUCUUGGUCAUUUACAGGCUGAUUUCCAUCACGUUAUGGACGAGACAAAAGCUGGUCUGAAGUACGUGUUUCAAACGAACAACGAGUACACGUUGGCGAUCACUGGUGCGGGACAUGCUGCAAUGGAAGCUUCGAUCAUGAACCUUGUAGAACGCGGAGAACGCAUCCUUGUUUGCAACAACGGGAUGUGGGGUGCCAGGGCACAAGAAAUCGCCGAGAGGCAAGGAUGUGAUGUACGUGUUCUAGAAAAGUCACCUGGAGAGUACUAUACUAAAGAAGAGAUUGAACAGGGUUUAAAAGAGCACAAGCCAUCAGUUCUUUUUAUAGUUCACAGUGAGUCUUCUUCAGGGAUAUGUCAGCCACUGGAGGGUAUUGGUGAUUUGUGCCACAAACAUAACUGCCUGAUAAUUGUGGACACAGUAGCAUCUCUUGGUGGAACACCCUUCUUCACUGAUGACUGGGAUCUGGACUGUGUUUAUACAGGCUCUCAAAAGUGCCUAGGGGCACCUCCAGGAAUUUCACCAAUCACAUUUAGCCCUAGAGCCAUGGCAAAGGUAAACAGCAGAAAAUCUAAGGUACCAUCUUUUUAUCUGGACAUAAAUGAACUAGGAAACUACUGGGGUUGCGAUAAUGGCCCAAGGAGAUAUCACCACACUGCAGCUAUAAAUUUGGUUUAUGCAUUAAGAGAAAGCUUGGCUUUGCUUGCAGAGGAGGGACUCGAAAAUUCGUGGAAACGGCAUAAUGAUACAAUUGAACACCUCUGGGCUGGAAUCGAAAAGAUGGGUUUAGAGAUGUUUGUCAAAGACAAGGUCCAUCGCCUUCCUACAGUGACGAGUGUAAAAGUCCCUGAAGGAUUUCCAGAUUGGAAAGCUGUUCCAGAAUAUCUCAUGAAAAAGUACAAGCUAGAAAUUGUUGGUGGUAUGGGUCCAACAGUCGGAAAGGUGUGGCGUGUAGGAUUCAUGGGACAUAACUCGUACAAGGAGAAUGUCGACCAGUUUUUACGGUUAUUUAAAGAGGCAAUAGAAUCAGUGAAGAACAGUUCAUGAAAACCAGGUGCUGGAAAAUGAACAUAGCGAGAAAGCAGCUGGCUCAAACUUCCGUCGGAUUCGGAAUAGAACUAUAAAUAACAAUCAAGGGAUGAAGCUGAGAUGAGGAAAGAUAUGUUAAAAUGAUCAGUAAAAGUGUAGAACUGGAAAAAAUUUAAUGAUCAAAUUAGAGAUUGCACUACAUCUUCGGAAUGAAUGAUACUUCACAAGUUUAGUUUUAGAAAAAUCGUACGAUGUGAUAUUUUCCAGUCUCUUGUGUUUAAGUAUCAUAUGCGACUGAACGUAAAGUAUUUCGGGAAAGUUAAUGUAAUUGUGUAAGUAUUUGUGAGUGUAAAUGUAUAUUUAAAUGUAUUUUAAACGUAAUAUAAAGCCCACUAAUAUAUAUCAAUGAUUAAUAUAUAUCAAUGAUUGAUAUAAAUAUAUAUUUAUAUUAAUUAGUGUUUAACAGUAAGAGAGGAAAUUUAAGCUAAGAAUUUUAAUUUUACUUGGGUAAUGAUAAUAUGUACAUAUAUUUUUGCUUUUUUGUCCAGAUAAGACUGGGAUUUAAUUACACCCUAGAACUCCCCAACGCCCUUGUAUUAAAUAUUAUUUCGCAAAGAUUUAAUAGAAUAAAUUUUUAGUAGUUCUUCU